Messenger RNA from Hipposideros armiger (great roundleaf bat), 2039 nucleotides. RefSeq names its product death effector domain containing (gene DEDD). The transcript is spliced from 6 exons. Lineage: Eukaryota; Metazoa; Chordata; Mammalia; Chiroptera; Hipposideridae. The record is from RefSeq and is a predicted model, not a curated record. Gene Ontology annotation, cellular component: nucleolus. Gene Ontology annotation, molecular function: protein binding; DNA binding. The coding region runs from base 287 to 1243 and encodes 318 amino acids. Gene Ontology annotation, biological process: extrinsic apoptotic signaling pathway via death domain receptors; regulation of apoptotic process; apoptotic process.
GCUGGUGUCGCGGGCGCGUGGUGGGAGCCGCGCGUUCCCUGGGGCUCAGCAGUGCGCGAAUCGGGGGGCGGCCGCGCUGGGCUGGAGCCUCGACGCUCCGGACGCGGCUCUGGAAGUGUGAGAAGCGGAACAGGAACGCAGCCGGGCUCGUGAAACCCGGGCUUCAGCUCCCAGACCCUCCUGCCGUUCAGGAAGAGACCUGGGAAAUUACGUUUCUUGCAGAGUGUAGCGGGGGCCGCGGCUGCAGAGCAGGACUGCCGGGAGGCGCUACGCCCCUGAGCCCAGCAUGGCAGGCCUGAAGCGGAGGGCGAGCCAGGUGUGGCCAGAGGAGCGUGGCGCGCUGGAGCACGGGCUCUAUAGCCUGCACCGCAUGUUUGACGUCGUGGGCACCCACCUGACACACAGAGACGUGCGAGUGCUCUCCUUUCUGUUUGUUGAUGUCAUCGACGACCACGAGCGGGGGCUCAUCCGGAACGGACGGGACUUCCUGCUGGCGCUGGAGCGGCAGGGCCGCUGUGACGAGAGUAACUUCCGCCAGGUGCUACAGCUGCUGCGUGUCAUCACUCGCCAUGACCUGCUGCCCUACGUCACGCUCAAGCGGAGGCGGGCUGUGUGCCCCGAUCUCGUGGACAAGUAUCUGGAGGAGACAUCGAUUCGCUAUGUGACCCCCAGAGCCCUCAGCGACCCAGAACCGAGGCCUACCCAACCCCCUAAAACAGUGCCUCCCCACUAUCCUGUGGUGUGCUGCCCUGCUCCGGGCCCUCAGAUGUGUAGCAAGAGGCCAGCUCGAGGGAGAGCCACACUCGGGAGUCAGCGAAAACGCCGGAAGUCCGUGACAGCGGAUCCCAAGGAGAAGCAGACGUGUGACAUCAGGCUGCGGGUCCGCGCGGAGUACUGCCAGCAUGAGACCGCACUGCACGGCAACGUCUUCUCCAACAGGCAGGACCCGCUCGAGCGCCAGUUUGAGCGCUUCAACCAGGCCAACACCAUCCUCAAGUCCCGGGACCUGGGCUCCAUCAUCUGCGACAUCAAGUUCUCCGAGCUCACCUACCUCGACGCAUUCUGGCGCGACUACAUCAACGGCUCGUUACUGGAGGCGCUCAAAGGUGUCUUCAUCACAGACUCCCUGAAGCAGGCCGUGGGCCACGAAGCCAUCAAGCUGCUGGUGAACGUGGACGAGGAGGACUAUGAGCUGGGCCGACAGAAGCUCCUGACGAACUUGAUGCUGCAGGCCUUGCCCUGACUGUCUUGGGGCUGCCCCGCCACUCGCGUCCGGAGUGCACACUGUUCUGUUCUGGGGUUUGUUCUUACCCUGCCAACCAGUCACAGCCCUGCCUUUUUUUUUUUUUUUUAAGGAAAAGACAAAGGAACAUGGAAGUGGUGUCCCCACCCCCCCAUGCAGCCAUGUGCCUGGGCUUCCCCUUUGUCCCCCUUCCCACUUAUCCCGAUGUGUCUACAGCCACCUUGCCACUGAGCCAGAAGACAGAUGUGCAGGGACAAGUGAAGGCUGUAGCGCAGUCUUUGCAAGGGACUGAAGUGAACACUGCGUCUGCGUGCGUGCAUGGGGGUUAGCAGUGCUCCUGGCUUUAUGAGGGCUCUUAAAUCCUGUCUGAAAAACCAAAGGGCUGUGAGUAAGGGAGCUGUGUGGAAGGUGGGACUCGGAAGUGGGUUUUGGAAAUUAAUCACCACCCUCUCCCAAAUUACAGAAUUUUUAAAAAAACAAACAAGCUGUGGCCCUUCCCACUGUCUCCUGGCCUCUGGUGCUGCUCCUCUGCCUCUUUCCCCCCACGCCAUGGCCGAGACCUCUGCCUGGUGUGGCGCCUCCUUUCCCCCUUUGUCAAACCUUCGUCAGGGGAGAGUAGGUAAGAGGAAUAGGUCAGCCUGGUCGCCCCUCCCAGCUGACGGAGAUGUGUGUGCGCACACAUGCACGGGUGGGCGGGGCAGAGGCUGCUGAUGAAAAUAGACUCCCCCUGAAAAGGGGCAGGGGGAGUGUGAGCCUGCCUUCCAUGUUCAAGUGAAAAUAAAUGAUGUACCCUGCA